This is a messenger RNA of Amphibalanus amphitrite, 1834 nucleotides long. RefSeq lists its product as uncharacterized. The transcript is spliced from 2 exons. The record is from RefSeq and is a predicted model, not a curated record. Bases 147 to 626 code for a protein of 159 amino acids. NCBI's taxonomy places the organism in Eukaryota, Metazoa, Arthropoda, Thecostraca, Balanomorpha, Balanidae.
GAGCCGCCCUACCGAGAGGACCUCCAGUCGACACAGCUGGUCUCCACGUGUGGCUGCUCUGGGGACGUCGGAAAAGCGAGCAAACUGUACCGCUGCUGCAGCACAAGAAAACUGCUUGGUGGUCACUGCGGCAAGGUCCCGCCGCCAUGUCCUGCCCCGCCGAGUGGAGCGACCUGGGAUCCAUCCUGGCCUCUGCCGACGGCAAGGCCUGUCUCUACGGCUACCUCCGCGCCAUGGACUCGGGCGACCCGUCCCCCCGCCGCUUCUACAAGCACAUCGAGCUGCUGGACGAGGUGGCUCUGUUCCGGCGCGAGGCUGACGACGCCCAGCGGCGCGCAGAGAGGAUCGUGUCGCUGUACGUGACCCCGAAAACCGCCCCGGGCGGUCUGUAUGCGGCGGCCCCCACGGCCGAACAGCUGAAGCAGGCAGACAUCAGCGCCGACCAGUUCGAGCCUCUGGAGGACGCCGCCCGAGAGGCGCUGAAGCCGUUCGUGACGCAGUUUCUCAGUGAUGUGAAAAAGGGGGAGAAGACGGUGCGACAGAGGGUCAAGGAGUCGGGGUACCUCGCCUUCAGCGAACAGCUCAACGGUGGAAAGAAGAAGGCACACGUCUGCGCGCUCUGCUAGCGGACCAUGGAGGCGUGGGGGGACUACUGUGGAAGGUAUCCACUCAGUGACGUGGGGUGAUUGUGGGAGGUAUCCAGUGACGUGGGGUGAUUGUGGAAGGUCUCCAGUGACGUGGGGUGAUUGUGGAAGGUAUCCAGUGACGUUGAGUACCCGAGGAAGGUCGCCGGUAUCCACUGACGCUGGGUGAAUGUGGAAGGUGGUGCUACUGAUGUGGGACGAAUGUUAGCCUACCGAUAGUCAUUGAUAUCGGGUCAAAGUGGAAGCUGAUUUCUGAAUUCUGAUUUGAGCGAAUGUGGAGGCCGGAGGGCGGAUGGCAUCCAGUAGCCACCGACAAGGCGUGGAUAAAGGAUGCCGUUUGAACACGAUUAGGUGCGACAGACUAGGUCAGAUGGAGAGUGGCGGCCGCCUACAACCGGUUGAUUACACCUGUAGACCACAUACACCUGUUCCACGUCCAUGUGCACUGUGCAGAGAUCAAUUAGUGAACGUUCCUAUUAACUGAUACAGCUUGCGUUAGACAAGCUACUUAUUUCUAGCUCGCUUCAAGUAUUGCAAAAACAAUUCAUUUCCAACGGUGACAGCUUCGUGAAGAACCAUAAACGGAUGAGUGGUUGAGGCACUCCCGUUUUCUGUGUGACGGAAACUCUGCGAGAAGCGCAGCUUCAGUGGAGCUCUGUGAUGAAUCACACGUAUGCAUGUAUAGUCGACUACAGAAUGAUGUUCCACUCCUCAGAAGCUAUCAGUUGACCGGAGCGCUAAGUUGUGCCGUUAUCACGCAAUUAAGCGUGUCGAUUGUGAGCAUUGGGACAAAGCUAUAAUUUGUGAACUCAGCCCGUGUGAUGCGCCACAGCCUACCACUACACGCAAAUAAUUGCCUGUGAAAAGUGGAACAUCAUUCUGUAGUCGACUUUACAGACACGGCCAGGCUACGGCCAGCAGUGCCUUCGCUUCUGUGCAGAAGCUGCACUCUAUAAAGCACUGCUGAGAGAAUAUGUGUGCGCUUCUUACAGAUAACGAAGUACGAACGAACAGAUAUCGCGGUAUUCAAUUGCUUUGCCAGUUGACAUAUGUUACCAAAAAUGCUAGUGGCAGGUAUAAUUUCAUUUGGGCGUGUUGGUUUGUCAUUCAGUAUUCAUUGCCUUAUACUGCAUAGUGAUGCUUGUUGUGAGUCAUGACGUCAGCUGUCGGACAAUAUCUGUGAUCAGUGA